Messenger RNA from Schizosaccharomyces cryophilus OY26, 2284 nucleotides. RefSeq names its product PvGal biosynthesis protein Pvg5. The record is from RefSeq and is a predicted model, not a curated record. The transcript has a single exon. The coding region runs from base 774 to 1916 and encodes 380 amino acids. NCBI's taxonomy places the organism in Eukaryota, Fungi, Ascomycota, Schizosaccharomycetes, Schizosaccharomycetales, Schizosaccharomycetaceae.
UUCCUCCACAAAUAUUCCUUCAUAAAACACGGCCAUUUUUAUUUUGCUUUUUCUUUCUGUUCUGAAUUCAGACUUUAAAGAGCUCCUCAUUGUGUCUCUGACUUGGCCGUAAACGGCUUCUUUAAAAGUGAAAUAGAGUAGAAAUUGGGUUUCUGGUUCUGCAGUCUUCUUGGAGGAUCGCUUUUGUUUGAGAUUUGGGGAACCACUUUUUCCUCUCAUUUGAAAAAUCUUUUUGUUUCUAUUCUUGUCUUUCUUCUUGUGGAGUUGAUUCGAUCUUAACUGGCUUUAUUUUUCUUACAUUGCGUGAGGGGUUUUUUACUAUCUAAAAAAUUUUAAAAAAUAAAGGAAAAAAUAGAAGGCUGUUUUAUUUACAGCUUUUUUUUUUCUUCCUUUAGUCAUUCCUUUGGCCUGAUUUCUUUCUCGUGCCGUUUUUGUGCCGUAAAACAAGAAUUACGGUCUCUAUUCUGUUCGUGUACAUCAUCGAUAAGCGUUUAUAUUACCAGUAUAAACAUUACUGUUUUCUCGUCGUGGAAUCCUCUUUCCGACUUGCUAAUUGUCUCUCUUUUUACUUUACGUUAGAAAUCUGUACAUAGUCUGCAGCCUCUUUACUUUUCUUUUUCAUUUGCAUGCUUUGAUUCGUUUUGUUUGCUUUCACAAAAUUUCUUAGAAUCAUCUUUCAUUGGUUGCCUUCCGCUCGUUUCGUCUUCUGCUUGGUCUCUUUGUCCUUGUCUUUUAUAUGCUAUUUUUUUUUCUACGAUUGAUUUGGUUUUAAUAUGAUGAAAAAAUUUAGAUUUUUCUCGUCUCCUCGAACUUUUGGAAACUGGACUUUUCGUGCCUUACUUCUAAUUUGUCUUUUCUUUGUACUUUACUUUUCUUUAAGCAUCUCCUUUCCGUCUUCUUCACUUUCUUUCAACUUGCCAACUAUUUCGUAUGCAGCUUCUUCCGUGUACGCCCAACACCUCGAAAAUCUUAGACACGUUUUUUAUCACACCAUGGAUCGCCAGCUCGCUGGUGUUCGUGAUAUUGCUCUUGUUCACUUGCCGUGCACUGCUGACUCUGAUAACUUUUUGUCUAUUUUGGGACAAUGGCAAUAUUUGAAGGAAAGGAAUAUUUCCGUUCGUUAUCAAUCCUGCCCUCGUCACUUUAACCUUUCGGUCGCUAAUGCGACAAUUAACCAACUUCACCCUCUGUACUCUGCUGUCCUUCAUGCCGCUCCUAUCAAAGGACAUCCCUUCAACUUAAACGACUUUGUGUCUUCCUCCGAGCCUUCCCUCGAUAGCAUCCGUCGACUCAAGCUACGUUCUUUUCCUGUCAAUUAUCCUUUUUUUGUAGAUGAACAAAUGCAGCAUGCACUAGAGGCUAUGCGUCAUCAUCCAGAUGCUUAUUUGAUAUCAUCUCGCAUAACCGAAGACACUAGAUACGCACGUUCUGGGGCUGGUACCUUUACAUUUGCUCCUGAUUCUUCAAUUUCAUAUUUAAGUCAUAUAGAUCAUUUUCAACAACCGAAAAUGUCAAAAUAUAGUGCCAGUCUUAUUUUAUCUAAGGAUCACAGUGUUCCAAUAGCUGGUUCGAGAAACAUCAAGUAUCCUUGGACGCUUCAUUUCUGGGGUCCCGAACAGGACCGUAAAAUUAUCACUGCAAACUCGACGCUUGUUGAACAAGCAGGUCAGGUACUUGAAUAUGCACAGCCUCUGCUAAGUGAGACGCCUUAUUUUAUAACUGAUAAAUUCCAGUUGCAUCUCCUCGCCACUUAUGCAAAUUUAAAACAUGUCUACAUUAUCAAUGAUUACGAAUCAGAAUUUGGCAAAUACGAGCUUGAUUGGUUACAAGCUCUCCAUUCCAAAGGAAAUGUAGCAGUUGCUAAGAAUCUAUAUUCAGCAAUGUUAAUUGUGGAUAAUUGGUUAAGAGGUACCUAGUAGACUAAGAAGACUCCAAAAAACAUACAAGACUAGAAGGAAAACAACUUCUUGACUUGUCUUGUGCAAAAUUGUCUUAUUGGUUUGUAUACAAUUUACAUCUUAUCUAUAAGGAAUGGCUCUUCCUUGAAACUUUGUUCUUUCGCAUUAUUCUUUUUUUUUCUUUCUCUCUCUUUUCGAAUCUUAAAAUAUAUUGUCAUCCCUUUGUCACGUUUAUUUUCAUACCUAACCGAAGGUAUGAUGCUUUUAGUUGUUCUUUUUGACGUUUUUUCUAUAUUUAUUUCUUUCUUCUGUUCUUUUUUAAUUCUAUUUUUAUGAUUUUUUUAUGCAUAUAUUUUUUUUUUUCCUUUUCUAUACGAACAUUUAGG